Theobroma umbraticum is the source of this 1539-nucleotide messenger RNA. Its product is annotated as Tetratricopeptide repeat (TPR)-like superfamily protein. NCBI's taxonomy places the organism in Eukaryota, Viridiplantae, Streptophyta, Magnoliopsida, Malvales, Malvaceae. The record is from RefSeq and is a predicted model, not a curated record. Gene Ontology annotation, molecular function: protein binding; RNA binding. Gene Ontology annotation, biological process: RNA modification.
AAUCCAUUUUCACCAUGAUAGGCAAUCUGAAGAGACUUGUUUUAACCCAAACAAAGCUGUCCAAGCUUUCUGCACCUACCCAUCAACCCAAAUCCCAUGUCCACACUCGCCUUAAACCACCCAAAGCAAACCAGACCUUGAAAAGAUGCCUCGACUCCAAUUGCAACACCAAAGCCAUCCUUCUGUUUAGAGAAUUAAUAAAACACGGCCCUUCUUCUAUUGAUAGCUUCUCUUUCGUAUUUGUCUUAAAAGCUUGCACCAAAAAGCCUUUCACACUCGAAGGCAAACAAUUACAUGCCCAACUCAUAAAACUUGGUUUUCACUCCAUUAUUCACCUCCAAACACUGCUAAUUCGCUUCUACUCGGCGUCAGGGAACCUUCUUGAUGCACACUACAUGUUUGAUGAAAUACCCACCAAGAACAUUGUUUCCUGGACCGCCUUGAUUUCGGCUUAUGUUGCCAACCAGAAACCCCAAAAUGCUGUAGAGCUAUUCAGGAAGAUGCAAAAGCUCAAUGUGGAACCUGACCAAGUGACCGUAACGGUUGCUCUCAGUGCCUGUGCUGAUCUUGGGGCACUAGAAAUGGGAGAAUGGAUUCAUGCAUACGUUGGGCGAAAGCCGGAGCUCAAGGCAGACUUGAGCCUUAAUAAUGCUCUCAUAAACAUGUAUGCAAAGUGUGGUGAGAUAAAAACUGCAAGGGAAUUGUUUGAUAGCUUAGGAGAAAAGGAUGUCACAACGUGGACUUCCAUGAUCGUUGGACAUGCAUUGCAUGGACAAGCGAAUGAAGCUCUUCAGCUUUUUGGAAAAAUGGAAGAAAUAAAGCAAAAGAAUGGCAAGAGUCGGGACGAGGGUAAUCGGGAAAGUUCAAUAAUUCUUCCCAAUGAUGUUACUUUUAUCGGGGUUUUGAUGGCUUGUAGCCAUGGAGGAAUGGUCGAGGAAGGGAAGAAAUAUUAUCAAAGUAUGAGUGAAGAUUAUGGUUUGAAGCCUAGAGAUGUUCAUUUUGGUUGCAUGGUUGAUAUCUUUUGCCGAGCUGGGCUGCUAAAAGAAGCUUAUGAGUUCAUUUUGGGGAUGCCAGGUCAGGCUAAUGCGGUGAUCUGGAGGACAUUGCUAGGAGCUUGUAAUCUCCAUGGAGAAAUUGAGCUUGGCGAAGAAGUUAGGUGCCGGCUGCUGGAGUUGGAGCCAGGACAUGUUGGGGACAGUGUUGCUAUGUCCAAUUUCUAUGCUGCCAAAGGGAUGUGGGAUAAGAAAGUGACAGUGAGAGAUCAGAUAAAGCAGAGAAGGGCACCUGGUUGUAGUUCAAUUGAGGUGGCUUGUGAGAUCAGUGAGUUUGUCUCUGCAGAUGAUGAUCAUCCUUUAGAGGCUGAGAUAUGCGAAGCCCUCAAAUAUUUGACUGUAAGUAUUAAAGCAUAUGGUUACUCUCCUGAAAUUUCAAGCCUGGCAGAGUACUGAUCUAGAAAUGCUUCCAAUUUGGGGCACAAGAAGCCUAAGGUGGCUUAUUCUUUUAUGGUGGAAUCAUGAGAUAUUGAGCAAACCAAGUGCA